CAGAUUAUCAUAAAAUCAUGCGUAUGUUCAUCUAAACCAGUUGCAGUUGUAGUGGACACUUGUGUGUUUCUGUAAAGCACUGUACAGAAAUGGAGCAAGUGGAUUGGGUUGUUGAAGUUGACGAAGAAGUUCAAAGGCUGGUGGAUUCUGAGACAGAGAUGGAACAUUGGACGAAGCGAUCAAUAUAUCGAAUACCGACGAGCUUCACUGACCUAAACAAGAAAGCAUACAUUCCUCAGGUGGUCUCCUUCGGACCUUACCAUCACGGAGAAGAUCACCUGAAGCCGAUGGAAGAACACAAACAACGAGCACUCCUCCAUUUCCUGAGGAGAUCGAACAAGUCUUUAGAAUCAUUCGUCGAAGUGUUAGCUAAAGAUUUGCGGAGAUUGAAAGAUUGUUAUGAUCAGCUUGAUGAUCCAAUGUGGCACGAUGAUGACAAGUUCCUGCAGCUGAUGAUUCUUGAUGGAUGUUUCAUGCUGGAAAUUUUAUGUUCUGCUAACCGUACAAUGGAAGAUUAUGCUCUAAACGAUCCGAUCUUCAGCAAUCAUGGAAAGAUACAUAUUCUUCCGUUUAUCAAACGAGAUAUGCUGAUGCUCGAAAAUCAAUUGCCAAUGCAAGUUCUUUACAGCUUAGUUGCUGUUGAAAGCAAUGGAACCAAGGAUAAAGAGUACAUCAACAAUCUUGUACUCAAGUUUUGGUCUCCCAAUACGCCCCUCUCGUGCUUUGGGACUUGCUUGCACGUGUUGGAAGUUUACCGAAAGAGCCUAUUUCCGGACAUACCGGAUGGUCGUCAACGGCAAAGGAAACAUCGCCGCAAACCACGUGUCUCGGACCACAAAGAUGGCGACGACAUCAUUAGGUCUGCGAUGGAGCUGAAUGAAGCAGGAAUCCGAUUCAAGAAAAGUAAGACCGUCAACCUCAUGGACAUUACGUUCCGCGGAGGGGUCCUUAAGCUUCCGGUCAUCAUCGUAGACGAUGCCAUGGAAUUCAUGUUUUUAAAUCUAAUAGCAUUCGAACGUUUGCAUGUCGGAGUAGGAAAUGAGGUGACAUCCUAUAUCUUCUUCAUGGACAGCAUCAUCGACAACGAGAAGGAUGUUGCUCUUCUAUACUCGACGGGGAUCAUUCAGAAUGCACUUGGAAGUGACAAAGCAGUGGCUAACAUGUUCAACUCGUUGUCAAAAGACAUUACGCUCGACCCGGAUAACAACAGCUUCGAUGAGGUCCGGAAGAUGGUGAACAGGUAUUGCAAGAAAGCUUGGAAUGAAUGGCGAGCCAAUCUCAUUCACACAUACUUCAGAAACCCAUGGGCUAUACUUUCUGUGAUUGGUGUCAUCUUUCUUUUUGCCCUCACUAUACUGCAGACCAUAUAUUCUAUACUUCAAUUCUACAAUAAAUAA
Hibiscus syriacus is the source of this 1397-nucleotide messenger RNA. RefSeq names its product UPF0481 protein At3g47200-like. Bases 90 to 1397 code for a protein of 435 amino acids. NCBI's taxonomy places the organism in Eukaryota, Viridiplantae, Streptophyta, Magnoliopsida, Malvales, Malvaceae. The record is from RefSeq and is a predicted model, not a curated record. The transcript has 2 exons.